Molecule: messenger RNA, 1131 nt
Organism: Helianthus annuus (common sunflower)
Lineage: Eukaryota; Viridiplantae; Streptophyta; Magnoliopsida; Asterales; Asteraceae
Product: ethylene-responsive transcription factor ERF027
Exons: 1
Coding region: 226-705 (159 amino acids)
Biological process (GO): regulation of DNA-templated transcription
Molecular function (GO): DNA binding; DNA-binding transcription factor activity
Source: RefSeq, a predicted model, not a curated record
AUCAUGUAAAAUCAUAUAUAUACCAUACAUCAUUACAUCCCACCUCAUAAUGCAAACUAUAUAUAUAAAGUCCUACCUAAACCUUAUUAAAAAAAUAUCUAAGGGUGUUGUAUGUAUUUUUUUGUUAUUAUUUUUUUGUCAUAACAUGGUCUAUAAUGUUUUUAAGUAACCACCGACAAAAUAUAUUCGUAUAUAACAAGUCGCAAGUGCACCCAAUGACAUUGCAUGGCUAACCGUCGAAGCCGGAACUCGGCUCCUUUAGAUGACAACAACUCUUCUCCUACUGUCGGCAGCUCAUCAACCCGCCACCCGGUUUACCACGGCAUCCGGUGCCGAGCGGGUAAAUGGGUGUCCGAAAUUCGAGAGCCAAACAAGACUAGCCGAAUAUGGCUUGGCACGUAUCCCACGCCGGAUAUGGCAGCUGCCGCGUAUGACGCGGCAGCAUUGGCACUCAAAGGGAAGUACGCGGUACUAAAUUUUCCUGACUCGGAUUAUUACAGUACGCUCCCUGAGUGCCGCACUGCGGAUGAGAUCCGUGCGGCCGCUGCUGGAGCUGCGGCCGCACGGGCUCGGGUUAAUGAAAGUGGCGGCGGAAGCACGGCGGCAGCGGGGGGUAGUAGAGAGGUUUCGGGUAAUGAAACAGUAUAUGGUAGAGGAUUUUUGUUGCCUGAUAUGAAUGAGGAAUCCGGCACGGGAGACGAGUGAGUAACUUCGUUUUAUCUUUAAUGGUUUCUAGUCAAUUUUUGAAACUUGUUUUAUUUCUAGGUGAUCUGCUGGUUGAACUAGUUUAAGUGAAUAUGUUAACGAGGAUCUGUUACUCUGAUAGGCUAGUUCAACUAGCAGAUCCUCGUAAACAAUAUUCACAUCUGCUAGUUUAACCAGCGGAUCACAUAGAAUCAAAACAAGUUCUAGAGCUUCGACCGGCGAGGAGAAGCUAAGGUCUUUUUCCUCCAAAUUAUUCCGUGAAUUAUAAGUAUAAAAAGAAGUGUAAAGUUGGUGGUGUUUGGUAGGUAAAUGUAACGCACAAGUUGUAUGAAAGAUUGAUAUGCUCGUUUUGUAAGUGUGCUACCUACAAGUAAACUGGUAAUAAGUUGUUAUCUUUGUGCAAGUGGUUUGAUCCAUUUUUACUUC